Astyanax mexicanus (Mexican tetra) is the source of this 3226-nucleotide messenger RNA. Its product is annotated as basic proline-rich protein. Bases 112 to 3189 code for a protein of 1025 amino acids. Gene Ontology annotation, cellular component: egg coat. Gene Ontology annotation, biological process: prevention of polyspermy; binding of sperm to zona pellucida. NCBI's taxonomy places the organism in Eukaryota, Metazoa, Chordata, Actinopteri, Characiformes, Acestrorhamphidae. The record is from RefSeq and is a predicted model, not a curated record. Gene Ontology annotation, molecular function: acrosin binding; structural constituent of egg coat. The transcript has 10 exons.
GUAUAUAAUCGAGGCUCCAGGUGUAAUCAAUCACCGGCGACUUUCAUCCGGGUUCUGUGCAGGUGUGUGAAGGUGUGUGAAUGUCGCUCGGAGAACGAGGGAGGCCAGAGCAUGGCUUUGUUGAGGUGUAGAGCGGUUCUGAGAGUGUUUCUCUGCUGCAUUCAGCUGGGUUUUAUUCAGUAUUCAACCCAGGAGGAUUUACAAGUCGCUCUAGAUCCAAACACUGGUGAAUAUGAGUGGUAUUCCUGUGAAAGCGUGGGCAGCAGUAUCUCAUCACCUCCACCUGGUGAACCUGAAGCUCCCUCAGUGCUGGAGGAUGGGCUUGUAGAAAAUCCUGCAAUACCCCAGUAUUUAGUUUUCUGUAGGAGAAAUGCCAUGGCUGUAGUUCUGCCCUCAGGUGCGCUCUCUCAGGUGAAGGUGUUUGGAAUGACUCCUCUGCAGGAGGUCCCGGAGACCUGCGGCUAUUCUCUUACUAGAAAUCAUGGACGGAACAUUGUUCAUAUCAGAUACACUUGCUGUGAAGUUCAGGAUGUCACAUGUACUCUGAGGAUUGUGUAUCAGAACCGUGUGGGACAGACUGAGAUUGCCACAGCGUCCUGUAGAGUGAGCUCCUCUCAGCCGCCCUCACCGAUCUCUCCUACACCAGGACCACAAGAUCCUGGGGUUAUUUUUCCUGGCGUCUCCCCGCCCCACCGGCCCGGCGUCUCCCCGCCCCACCGGCCCGGCGUCUCCCCGCCCCACCGGCCCGGCGUCUCCCCGCCCCACCGGCCCGGCGUCUCCCCGCCCCACCGGCCCGGCGUCUCCCCGCCCCACCGGCCCGGCGUCUCCCCGCCCCACCGGCCCGACUUCUCCCCGCCCCUCGGGCCCGACUUCUCCCCGCCCCUCGGGCCCGACUUCUCCCCGCCCCUCGGGCCCGACUUCUCCCCGCCCCUCGGGCCCGGCGUCUCCCCGCCCCUCGGGCCCGACUUCUCCCCGCCCCUCGGGCCCGACUUCUCCCCGCCCCUCGGGCCCGGCUUCUCCCCGCCCCUCGGGCCCGGCUUCUCCCCGCCCCUCGGGCCCGGCUUCUCCCCGCCCCUCGGGCCCGGCUUCUCCCCGCCCCUCGGGCCCGGCGUCUCCCCGCCCCUCGGGCCCGGCUUCUCCCCGCCCCUCGGGCCCGACUUCUCCCCGCCCCUCGGGCCCGGCGUCUCCCCGCCCCUCGGGUCCGGCGUGCCCGGCGUCUCCCCGCCCCUCGGGUCCGGCGUGCCCGGCGUCUCCCCGCCCCCCGGGCCCGGCGUCUCCCCGCCCCUCGGGCCCGGCGUCUCCCCGCCCCUCGGGCCCGCCGUGCCCGGCGUCUCCCCGCCCCUCGGGCCCGGCUUCUCCCCGCCCCUCGGGCCCGGCUUCUCCCCGCCCCUCGGGCCCGACUUCUCCCCGCCCCUCGGGCCCGGCGUCUCCCCGCCCCUCGGGUCCGGCGUGCCCGGCGUCUCCCCGCCCCUCGGGUCCGGCGUGCCCGGCGUCUCCCCGCCCCCCGGGCCCGGCGUCUCCCCGCCCCCCGGGCCCGGCGUCUCCCCGCCCCUCGGGCCCGGCGUCUCCCCGCCCCUCGGGCCCGGCGUCUCCCCGCCCCUCGGGCCCGGCGUCUCCCCGCCCCUCGGGCCCGGCGUCUCCCCGCCCCUCGGGCCCGGCGUCUCCCCGCCCCUCGGGCCCGGCGUCUCCCCGCCCCUCGGGCCCGGCGUCUCCCCGCCCCUCGGGCCCGGCGUCUCCCCGCCCCUCGGGCCCGCCGUGCCCGGCGUCUCCCCGCCCCUCGGGCCCGGCGUCUCCCCGCCCCUCGGGCCCGGCGUCUCCCCGUCCCUCGGGCCCGGCGUCUCCCCGCCCCUCGGGCCCGGCGUCUCCCCGCCCCUCGGGCCCGGCGUCUCCCCGCCCCUCGGGCCCGGCGUCUCCCCGCCCCUCGGGCCCGGCGUCUCCCCGCCCCUCGGGCCCGGCGUCUCCCCGCCCCUCGGGCCCGGCGUCUCCCCGCCCCUCGGGCCCGGCGUCUCCCCGCCCCUCGGGCCCCUCGGGCCCGGCGUCUCCCCGCCCCUCGGGCCCGGCGUCUCCCCGCCCCUCGGGCCCGGCGUCUCCCCGCCCCUCGGGCCCGGCGUCUCCCCGCCCCUCGGGCCCGGCGUCUCCCCGCCCCACCGGCCCGGCGUCUCCCCGCCUCCUACCCCUGGAGAACCGCUGCUCCCCUCCUCUGCGACUGUAUCUUCAUCCGCUAUCCCCUGGCCGCUCCAACAACAGGGCUGUUUAUCUAAUGGCAAGUUUGUAUUUGCCAUUCCUGCCAACAUCAUGGAGCCCCCGCUGAACCCUGCCAGUCUGACUGUCGUGGGGCAUGGUGAAUGUAAACCUGCCUUCGUCAACAAAGACAUCGCUGUCUUCAACUUCUUAAUAACUGAAUGUGGAACUCGUACUUACCGUAUCGGGAAAACCACCAUUUACAUGGUGGAGGUGCAGAUGCCCAUCAGAACACUAAACUUCCAGUAUGGCAUUAUCACCAGGGAUCAUCCAGUCAGAGUGAUUGUUGAGUGCCGCUACUCAGAAAUUAGUCAUCAUGAUCCAGGUCAGCCGGCAACUGGCUGGACCACUGCGAAAUACAUGGUGAUGAGUACCAACGUGCCAGACUUGGUGAGAGCCAAGGGACUAUUUGGAGUUGAGCUCAGGAUUGCAGAAGACAAAACCUUCUCCACAUUCCUCCCUCAUGAUCACCAGCCCCUGAGAGUUCUCCUGGGGAAACCAGUCUACCUGGAAGUGCGAUUAAAAUCCCUGAAGCCUGAAGCCACUCUGCUGGUGCACUACUGCAUCGCUUACCCUCGUUCUGCCAAGAGCGCCUUGGUUCUGGUCUAUGAGGGUUGCCCCAACCCUCUGGAUGCUGACAACAUAUCCAUUCUCCACAUGGCCGACCUGCCGCAGAAUCGCCACAAGCGUCGUUUUGAAGUAAAAGCCUUCCAGUUCAUGGACCAGUGCACCAAUAAUUAUCUCAACGAGGAGAUCUACUUCAUGUGCUCUACUGAAGUCUGCAUGCCCUCUGAGACUCCCUGUAGAGAGACAUGUUUUGAUGUGAAGUCUCCAUCAACUGCUGCUGAUGUGCAAAAGCCACAACCUCCAUUAGUUGGUUCGUUCCAAUCCCGUGACUUUUCGUUUUUAGAUGAUCUGUCCUCACUGAAGGUUGCUGAUGCUCAAUAAACUAUGCUAUUAAAUCCUUGUGAAGUUCUUCAUAGAA